GCCAGGGCUCCGCGUGGGCAGGCCCGGCGGACCUUUUUACCCUUCCCGGCGUUCGUCCCCGUUCGUAUAGUUUUUCGCCAGGAGGCAAAGCGCCGCCCGCCGCGGUCGUACGUAGCAAGCGCGCCCGCCAGGCUUGGGGGGGGUGUUGGCGCGGGGCGUAGCGCUUGGGCGGAUGAAGUGGGGACCUCCUCCCACAAACUCGCUCCUGUUGCUCUGCCGGUCUAACCGCGGACAUUACGAAUGGCAUUGCGUGUCCGCUGGUACUUGUCAAAGCGAUGCUACUGCUAGCUCGAAGGAUUUUCUGCGAGAUGUUGUGGCCGGCAGUAGGAGAAGACCGAUGACAAGACGCAAAGCCUGCGAGCAAGGAUGUUGUUGAACGCAGCAUGUUCACAUGGUGCAGGAUUUAUGAUAUCUCAGCGCCCUGGAGAUCAUUGAUCAGGAACGUCCUCGAGAUUACACAAGAUAUUCAUAUUGUUAUUGCUGAGUGCUGUUGAGGGAAGAACUUCAACUUUUAUUCGAGUGCUAUCACGUCGCAAACAGGCACGACAGUAUUUGAGUGUUAUUGGGCAAGAAGAACUAUUUCUGUAUGUGGAGCAAGAGCUUGAGCACUAAGUAAUUGUAAUUCUUUGAGCGAUAAGCAUGAGUCCCGUCCUCUUUCGGAGCGUGUUUUAUUUCAUUUGUUUAUUUCUGCUCAGAUGAUGUAGUUCCUCCGGCACACAGGAGCACUUUUUGCCUUGGGGCUUGCUCUUCAUGCUUUUCCGGGCGCAAAGUAAGCGCCGGAGGGCUGGCCGCAAGGGCGGGCGUGCUGAUAGAUUGGUGCUGGUCGGUCCCGACAUGGCUUACAAAUGAGCGGCGAAGCGUGCGGCGAGUAUGCAAACAAGGCAAGCGCGAAGAGGCAGCGCGAAGUCCUAGCGCUCAGCCUUGGAGCAUACCAAUCGCCACCAAGCGGCCUUCGAUCGGAUGGCAAUGCGCCGCCGUAUUCCGCAAGCGCUGGAGCUGGACUCCGUGGCAAUCAAUGGCGACGCGCCGCCCUCGCUUGUGUCUCUCUGGGCGCCUCGCGCCCUAGCCUGGUGUCUGUAUGGCCGCGCCGCCCGCGCGCCCUUUGUCUGUGCCCUCGGGCCAGGCCCGCAGGGCCACCGGCCCGCCCGCCCUGUCCGGGAGCGGGUGGAAUCGGCAUGGCGUCCGCUGGAGCAGUGGCGCCCGCCGCCCAGCCUUGCCAGGGUGCGCGGCAUGGCAGGGAGCCAAGGCCCCGGGUUGGCGGGCCCGAUCUUUGCACCCACCUUGUUUUUCGGCGUUCGUCUUCGUCUGCAAGGUAUUUCGCCACGCGGCAGAGCCCCGGCAUGUCUGCUGUCAAUCGUAGCGCGCCUGCCAGACUCGGAGAGGCGCGCGUCCGUGCGCCGCGUGGCGCGCGGGUGGAGGAGGUAGAAAUAUACCACUGCCUGGUGCAGCUCUGUCAGUCUAACCGGGGGAGAUGAAAGCCAAUUGAUUCGUGUCCGCUGGUUGCCAGAGAGAUGCAAACUCGAAUGAUUCUCUGUGAGACGUUUCUGCACCCGACACUAGUAGGCGAAGAUGCAACAGCAAAGAAAGCCUGCGAACAAGGAUUCUGAAGAACAGCACGUAAAGCCUGCGAACAAGAGC
Amoebophrya sp. A120 is the source of this 1638-nucleotide messenger RNA. Lineage: Eukaryota; Dinophyceae; Syndiniales; Amoebophryaceae. The record is from the annotation of a GenBank genome assembly.